Messenger RNA from Orbilia oligospora ATCC 24927, 429 nucleotides. RefSeq lists its product as uncharacterized. The record is from RefSeq and is a predicted model, not a curated record. Bases 1 to 429 code for a protein of 142 amino acids. The transcript has a single exon. Gene Ontology annotation, molecular function: holo-[acyl-carrier-protein] synthase activity; magnesium ion binding. Gene Ontology annotation, biological process: fatty acid biosynthetic process. Lineage: Eukaryota; Fungi; Ascomycota; Orbiliomycetes; Orbiliales; Orbiliaceae.
AUGAACAGCGUCUUUGCCCACGGCGUCGGCGUCGAUAUUCUCCAUCUGCCUCGUCUUCUGUCUCUCCUAUCUCGAAGACCCGUCUCAAAGCUUACAGAUCGGAUUUUGACUGCAACCGAACUCGCCGAGUUCCAGAGGUUAUCGUCUAUAAAGCCUCCAAACCAUACACAUGCAUUGUCAAACCCAGCGAUACGCUUUCUUGCUGCACGUUGGACUGCUAAAGAAGCAGCUUAUAAAGCCUCAGCAAACCUUAUUCCAACAACAAAGGAACAGUGGAUGGGGUGGAAGAAUUUUGAAAUUCUGAAGGGAUCCCGUGGUGAGCCUUUAUUGACGAUUAGAGAUGGGGGUGGUGAAAAGAUUGGAAACGGACAGGUGUCGAUAUCUCACGACGGGGAUUAUGUAAUUGCUAUUGUGAUGGUUCAACAUUAG